GAAGCUCCAGUCGCAACAACAGGGCGCGCACCCAUCUCCAGUUGCGCCUGCGCGUCGGGCCCCUGCGGGUUAUCAAGGCUUUUCCUUCUAGUAUACCCAGCAAGCGGACGCGAAGCUCGUUCUCCAGCGCUCGCUCUCGUGCGCGCCCGCGUGCCCGGGAGGCGUCUGCGCAGAGGGAAGAGGAAACUGGUGCCCCAGCGCAGUCCCGGCGCCUGCGCGCCGUGGGUUUCGGGGCCUCCCGGCCUGAGGGAGAAAAGCAGGGAAGAUGGCGGCUGUGGUAGAGAAUGUAGUGAAGCUCCUUGGAGAGCAGUACUACAAAGAUGCCAUGGAGCAGUGCCACAAUUACAAUGCCCGUCUCUGUGCUGAGCGCAGCGUACGACUGCCUUUCUUGGACUCACAAACUGGAGUAGCCCAGAGCAACUGUUACAUCUGGAUGGAAAAGAGACACCGAGGUCCAGGAUUGGCCUCUGGACAGCUGUACUCCUACCCUGCCCGGCGCUGGCGGAAAAAGCGGCGAGCCCACCCCCCUGAGGAUCCACGGCUUUCUUUCCCAUCUAUUAAACCAGACACAGACCAGAACCUAAAGAAGGAGGGGUUGAUCUCUCAGGACGGCAGUAGUUUAGAGGCACUGUUGCGCACUGACCCCCUGGAGAAACGAGGUGCCCCAGAUCCCCGAGUUGAUGAUGACAGCCUGGGCGAGUUUCCUGUGGCCAACAGUCGAGUGCGGAAGCGGAUCCUAGAACCUGAUGACUUUCUGGAUGACCUUGAUGAUGAGGACUAUGAGGAAGACACUCCCAAGCGUCGAGGCAAGGGGAAAUCCAAGGGUAAGGGUGUGGGCAGUGCCCGUAAGAAGCUGGAUGCUUCCAUCCUGGAGGAUCGGGACAAGCCCUAUGCCUGUGACAUUUGUGGGAAACGUUACAAGAACCGACCAGGCCUCAGUUACCACUACGCCCACUCCCAUUUGGCUGAGGAGGAGGGGGAGGACAAGGAAGACUCCCAACCACCCACUCCUGUUUCCCAGAGGUCAGAGGAGCAGAAAUGUAAGCUGAGGAGUUGGUCUGUUUACAAACCCCUUUUCACAGGGAUGAGACUCAGGGACAUUGUCUCAGUUCCCUUUCUCUCUGUAGCCAAGAAGGGUCCCGAUGGACUGGCCUUGCCCAACAAUUACUGUGACUUCUGUCUGGGCGACUCAAAGAUCAACAAGAAGACAGGACAGCCUGAGGAGCUAGUGUCCUGUUCUGACUGUGGCCGCUCAGGGCAUCCCUCUUGCCUCCAGUUCACCCCUGUGAUGAUGGCGGCGGUGAAGACCUACCGCUGGCAGUGCAUUGAGUGCAAGUGCUGCAACAUCUGUGGCACCUCUGAGAACGAUGACCAGCUACUCUUCUGUGAUGACUGUGAUCGUGGCUACCACAUGUAUUGUCUUACCCCAUCCAUGUCUGAGCCUCCUGAAGGAAGUUGGAGCUGCCACUUGUGUCUGGACCUGCUGAAGGAGAAAGCUUCCAUCUACCAGAACCAGAACUCCUCUUGAUGUGGCCACCUUCCUGUUCCCCACAUGUCUAUAACUGUUUCUAUCCUCCACCAUGUUUUUCAUACCCACUUUUCCCUUCUUCCUCUUCUCUUUCACAAGUCCAGAGAACCUUGGGGUGGUUGUGCCAACCUGCCUUUGGCAGCAGCAAGCUGAGGUGGCAGCUGUGACUGCCUCUGGCCCCAGGCCCUCAGGGAGAAAGAAGCAGCACACUGCCCCAAGACAUAGCUGUGGGCCCAGCUUCUCUCUGCUCUCCAUGAAGUGCAUUCACUCUGCUUGCCUUGGGCCCAGGCCCUAGUGAUCACAGGGUUCAAAUAGUGUCCUCUGAGAAGGAGUGGGGGAGCAUCUCACUUCUCUCUGCUCUCCUUCCACCCUGGUCUCCAGGCUUUUCUCCCAAAGGUGAGCUAGGCCAGACCCUCUUUGCCAAGAGCAGAGGGAGUGAGCAAGCUGAGGCUGUGCUCAUAAGGAGCUUUCCAUGCCCUUUGUGCAGCUUAGCCUAGCCUCUUCCCUCCAGAGCGACUCUCUGUGGCCCUCUGUUCCUGCUACACAGGGUCCUUUGCCUGAGCCAGGAUGUUCUGUCACUUUCCUGGCUCUGCCCUGUCCCACUCCACUCCACCCCACCCAGAGGGAGUAAUAGUUUCACCCUCUUCCCUCUGCUCUCCUGGCUCAUUCUCAUGAGUAGUCUCUAGUGACCGAAGCAUUCCCUACUCUCAGAAUUCCCCACCUUCUGCCUCCCCUCCUUACUACCUUUGGUUUUGUGGGGAGAGGAGAAGCAUCAGGGGGCCAGGUCAGCAGCUUGGGGCCACAGGGAGAUGUUGGAUAAUGUGCCUGUUUUUUAACAUGAUGAAAAAGCCUACCUCCAAAAUCCCCUUUUUGUUCUUCCUGGACCUGGGCAUUCAGCCUCCUGCCCUUAACUGAAUUGGGGGCCUCAGCCUCCUGCCCUGUGAUUCCUGACUGUGGGAUGACAGGGAAGCCACAUAGACAUCCCAUUCUUCCCUUGCACGCUCGCUAGCAGCUGGUAAGGUCUUCACCCUGAUUCCUCAAGUUUCCUGCUUAGUGGCACUGACAUUAAGUACUAGGGGGUAGUCCAUGAGAAACCCUGGAAUGGCCUCCCCCUUGGCUGUGGGCAGGCCCAACCCACUGUUGCUUUGGAGUUGAGGUGUCUCUUUUUUCUUUAGUUCCUGUAUUCUAAACAUGGGUAAAAAUAAACAUUUUUACACAGA
This is a messenger RNA of Nycticebus coucang (slow loris), 2748 nucleotides long. It is a transcript of the gene DPF2, whose product is annotated as double PHD fingers 2. Gene Ontology annotation, biological process: nervous system development. NCBI's taxonomy places the organism in Eukaryota, Metazoa, Chordata, Mammalia, Primates, Lorisidae. Gene Ontology annotation, cellular component: nBAF complex. Bases 266 to 1528 code for a protein of 420 amino acids. The transcript is spliced from 10 exons. The record is from RefSeq and is a predicted model, not a curated record.